Molecule: messenger RNA, 621 nt
Organism: Brugia malayi
Lineage: Eukaryota; Metazoa; Nematoda; Chromadorea; Rhabditida; Onchocercidae
Gene: Bma-clpp-1
Product: putative ClpP-like protease, putative
Exons: 6
Coding region: 1-621 (206 amino acids)
Biological process (GO): protein quality control for misfolded or incompletely synthesized proteins
Cellular component (GO): endopeptidase Clp complex
Molecular function (GO): ATPase binding; serine-type endopeptidase activity; ATP-dependent peptidase activity
Source: RefSeq, a predicted model, not a curated record
AUGCAAGGAUUAUCGUUUAUUCGACAAUUAUUUUCCCAUCGACAGUUGCAUAUUUCUUUACUUAGGCAACAGACGAUACCAAUGGUGGUUGAUCAGGAUGGCCGUAUUGAAAGAGUUUAUGACAUUUAUUCACGGCUGCUCAAAGAUCGUAUUGUUUGUGUAAUGACAUCGAUGCUGGAUGAUAGCUUCAAUUCUCUUUCGAGUUGCAAUUCUCUCUUUCUUUCUCUUCUCUUUUUACAAGGCGAAAGCGCGAAGAGUACUAUUAAUAUGUAUAUAAUGUGUCCUGGUGGAAGCGUGACUGCUGGCUUAGGUAUUUAUGACACGAUGCAGUAUAUUAGCGCUCCAGUAGCAACUUGGUGUAUUGGCCAGGUGAUCGGUUUCCUAAUUGGGUUACGAAUUUUUCUUACUGAUUUUCUUAAGGGCCAAGCAUCCGAUAUUUUGAUUCGAGCCGAAGAAAUUGGUAGACUGAAAACACGGUUGAACAAAAUUUAUGCCGUUCAUACAGGACAAGAUAUUGAAACGAUUGAGGAAGUACUAGAUCGCGAUAGAUAUAUGAGUCCGGAAGAAGCCAAACAGUUCGGUAUAAUUGAUCAGAUAGAGACUUCUGCAUUUGAUUUGUGA